Molecule: messenger RNA, 2831 nt
Organism: Sphaeramia orbicularis (orbiculate cardinalfish)
Lineage: Eukaryota; Metazoa; Chordata; Actinopteri; Kurtiformes; Apogonidae
Gene: frs3
Product: fibroblast growth factor receptor substrate 3
Exons: 7
Coding region: 416-2302 (628 amino acids)
Biological process (GO): fibroblast growth factor receptor signaling pathway
Cellular component (GO): cytoplasm
Molecular function (GO): fibroblast growth factor receptor binding; transmembrane receptor protein tyrosine kinase adaptor activity
Source: RefSeq, a predicted model, not a curated record
CUGUGAACUCUCACCCCAGCUGGUUGGGAAAUGUCAUACAGGCAGAGGCCCGUGCUGCAGUAGGGGGGCGUAGGCUAAUAGGAGGAAAAAAAUCAUAACAUUCUCCUGCUCUCCCUGCAUCUUUUCUCUGCGUCUCCGCCGUGCCAGUGCCACAUCCCUGUUCCAGCAGCAGCAGCAGCAGCAGCAGAUCACUCCUCGCAGUCCCAAUGCUUAUUUCGCAGUAGGGCUAAUAAAAAAAAAAAUAAAAAAAAAUCCGUGCCAGACAUGGGGGAAAACGUCCUGCUUCCCUUGACGAUGUCAGUCCAUCCAUCUACCUGGCUUGUGACGGCGAUGCCCAGUCGAAGAUCCUGGGAUUGAGACGCGAAUCCCUUUACACUGAUGGCCUGGACUGGGUUUCCGCUGGCCUGCUGAAGCUAUGGGGAGCUGUUGGAGCUGUCUGUACAGAGACCCCAUCCGAGACAACCAUCUCACCAAAUUUAAGGUCACCAAUGUGGACGAUGAGGGCAAUGAACUGGGCUCUGGGAUCAUGGAGCUCACCCAGACCGAGCUCAUUCUGCACACACGCAAAAGAGACGCCAUUCGGUGGCCGUAUCUCUGUCUGCGACGCUACGGCUACGACUCCAACCUGUUUUCUUUUGAGAGUGGUCGCCGCUGUCAGACUGGGCAGGGAAUCUUUGCAUUCAAGUGUUCUCGGGCAGAGGAGAUCUUCAAUCUGCUCCAGGAGCUGAUGCAAUGUAACAGCAUCAACGUAGUGGAAGAGUCAAUGAUGAUGACUCGCAGUGGUCACACACCAGAGAUGGAAAUGUCUCGCACGCCACAGACACCCAACACUCCAGCAUUUCCUGUUCAGGCUUUUCCAAAUGGAUACCCCGGUUAUCCACUCAGAGGUGAUUCUCAGCCUUCUCUAGCUGAUGAUCAUGGGCAUAGCUUGAUGGGUUUGGAAGAUCAGACCCACACCUAUGUAAAUACUGUUACUAUGGAGGGGGAUCUCUCUAUGCGUCACUGUGUGCACUCCCUACCUGAGGUGCGGCCCAGCACUUUCCCCGAAACAGCUCGGGGACCCAUGCCUGUCGGGGGCCAAGGAAAUACGCAGUCCAACCUGCGGUGCUGUCCCCUGGAGGAGCAUAAAGACCCUCAGGUGUUCUUACAGCCGUCCUCACAGGAGGUCAAAUUCAUGCUGGGCCCCACUCCAGCACAACGCCAUCUACUGGAGAGAGAGAGGGAGAGAGAGAGGGAGAGAGAGAGGGAGAGAGAGAGGGAGAGGGAGAGGCAUGGGCACAAUCCUCACAAUCUUCAGCCAGUAGAGGGUGCAACAGGUUCAGAGACGGAAGGAGACGAGCCCUCUAUGCACAUGUGCAAUUCUCUCUCCUAUCAUCAUUUCCAUCAUCACACACAUCGGCACCCAGGCCACGAGCAUUCGGACAGCUGCCAGAGUGGGGAACUCACCUACGAGAACAUCAACGGCCUGAGGAAUGCCAGGAAGCAGCGGCUCAGUCCCAGCAGCGUGUCCCAAUCUGUGGGUUCCAGUAGCAGCAGCAGCACCGGGGACAGUCACUCCCACUCUCUCCUGCACCCACACCCCCACGGCCCAGCAUCCCUACCUCCACAGGGGUAUGCAUGUGAGAGGGGCAUGGGUGGAGGUCACCGUCGGACAGCUCUGCUUAACUAUGAGAACUUGCCCUCUCUGCCCCCGGUCUGGGAGUACAGCGCCCUGCAGCGGGACGAUGAGCAGGAGGAAGAGGACGAUGAGCAGGAUGAGGAGGAAUAUGAAGAAGAGGAGGAGGAUUUUGAUGAGUAUGAGUUCUCAGAAGGGCCUGGGACACCCAAUGGGUACCACCAGGAUAGUCGGGGCAUCCAUAGAGACGCUCUGCAGAACUAUGUCAACACAGAGCAGGUCCAGCCUCCCCGGCUCCGACACGCCUGCCCCCCGCAUCCACGGCCAUUUCAGCCCGACAGAGGGGGCCGGAUAUUUAGCUUUGAUAUCCGCAGACGAUCACGGUCAGGUGUUGGAGGCUGUGAGCACGGCCACAUGCCUCCAUCGCGGCAGCUGAACUAUAUCCAGGUGGACCUAGAGGGAGAACCUCCCUGCCAAGCCCUCGGAAGCGGGGGUGCCCAGUCCCAGCCACAGCACCAGCGCCUACCACCCAAAAAAUGUGGCCAACAGGCACCCCGGCGCAGUGAAUGCUACGCAGUCAUUGACCUAAAGAAGACAGCUGCCAUGUCCAACCUGCAGAAAGCGCUGCCCAGGGAUGAUGGGACUUCCAGAAAGACUCGCCACAACAGCACAGACCUGCCUCUGUAAACGGUGUAAAAACUGAAGAGGAAAGAUGAAGACAGAUGAAGGCUUAUCCUCAUCUUAGCACACUGGACCCUUCACUGUCAUCCAUCCAUUCAACUGUCGGGCUGACUAAUACAGUACAGGUACCUAAUUAGAAACUUACUGAAACUUCUCUGUGCAUAUGAAAGGAAAAGAGAAAUCUUUAUGGAGAAUUUGCCAUUUAAUUCUGUGUUAUUUAUUAGAUGUGGUGUGACGCGACUCAUCAUCUCCAUUCACAGUAUCAUUUACUGUCACUCCUCAGUUAGCAGCUUUGGCGACAUGUGUGUUUUUUACUUAGUUCACACACUGAGAGUCAAACAUGUGACCCUCAUUGCAGAUGGAAUAGAGAAGUCGUUGGCAUGAAUGAAGGUUAAUGGUCCCUCCAAGAUACUGGCCAAUAUUCAUACCUCAUCACAAGCACCUAAAUCUAAUGAUGCUUUUCCACUAUGUACUACCAGCUCAGCUCGGCUCGACCUUUUUGCGUUUCCUUUACGUAAAAGAACCUGGAAUCUGG